Messenger RNA from Phaeodactylum tricornutum CCAP 1055/1, 450 nucleotides. RefSeq lists its product with no specific name. Gene Ontology annotation, biological process: intracellular protein transport; Golgi to vacuole transport. The record is from RefSeq and is a predicted model, not a curated record. The annotation marks the transcript as partial. NCBI's taxonomy places the organism in Eukaryota, Bacillariophyta, Bacillariophyceae, Surirellales, Neidiaceae. The transcript has a single exon. Gene Ontology annotation, cellular component: AP-3 adaptor complex; membrane coat; intracellular membrane-bounded organelle.
AUGAUCAAGGGGAUCAUUAUCGUCAAUAACCACGGAAAACCGCGACUCGUCAAGUUUUACCAAAACGUGGAAUCGGAAGCGCUGCAGCAAUCUGUUAUUCGUCGUGUCUUUCAGCAGGUUGCCGCACGGCCGGACUCCUUUUGCAAUUACUUGGAAGGGAUUGUACCAGAAUGGGGGGACCAUAUAAAGCUCAUCUAUCGACACUACGCUACUUUAUAUUUCGUUUUUGCGGUUGACCAGCAAGAGAGCGAUUUGGGGAUUUUGGAUCUUAUUCAAGUGUUUGUAGAAGCGCUCGAUAAGUGUUUCGAAAACGUAUGCGAACUGGAUUUAAUAUUCCAUUCCGAUCGGGUACACUAUAUAUUGGACGAAAUCGUUAUGGGUGGCAUGGUCUUGGAGACCAACAUCCAGGGCGUCCUACAAUCCAUCAAGGAUCAGGGCAAAAUCCAUCAA